Aspergillus puulaauensis is the source of this 360-nucleotide messenger RNA. RefSeq lists its product as uncharacterized. The record is from RefSeq and is a predicted model, not a curated record. The transcript has 2 exons. NCBI's taxonomy places the organism in Eukaryota, Fungi, Ascomycota, Eurotiomycetes, Eurotiales, Aspergillaceae. The coding region runs from base 1 to 360 and encodes 119 amino acids.
AUGGCGUGGUACUCCAUUCUCCCGUCGGAGUUGAUUUACAUCGAGAGCUGGGUUGUGCGGUUCUUUUUAUGCCUUGGCCUCGUGACGAUCUUCCCCUGGAUCACUCUGAUCAUCUUUGAUAUGGUGCUGUAUACUUGGCGACUGUUGAAGUAUUAUACGCAGACGGUUGGAGGACGGGCGCAGGGCAUGCAGAGGCCGAGGGCGCCGAGUUUGAAUGAGCUUCCUGAUCGGUAUGGGCUGAGUGCUGCUCCUACCGGUAGCAAUGGCGGUGGGGAGGUCAAGGAGAAGGAGAAUCCGGUCGGUGGGGGUGUAGACCCGGAUGGAGGUGGGGUGAAGAGGAGGGGAGGGUGGACGGGUUGA